AUGAGAAGGCAACCAUCUGUAUAUGCAGACAUUACCAAUGGUAAUUUGUUCAGCACACCUGCUGAAGGUGAUGGAGAUCCACCCCCUCCUCCAAAUGAGAACAUACCAGAUUGGUGCAAAUGCGGAGAAUGCAGAGUUAUGCCCACAGAGUUGGAGAAUAAAUGCCGUGCUAAAGUGGAACGCCCAUGUAUAACCAACAGUGCAUCAUUUCAUCAGUUGGUCUUAGAUGCAAAUGUUUUACACCUUGCCAUGCAAUAUAGAGAAGAUAUACAUGUGCUAGAUAAUGUAAGGAACAAUGAGCAAUUCCGACAUGCUGCUUACAGGCAGUACGUGCUUUGGCAGCAUGGUCGAUUGGGCCAAG
Molecule: messenger RNA, 361 nt
Organism: Paramuricea clavata
Lineage: Eukaryota; Metazoa; Cnidaria; Anthozoa; Malacalcyonacea; Plexauridae
Source: the annotation of a GenBank genome assembly